Messenger RNA from Cladophialophora yegresii CBS 114405, 1101 nucleotides. RefSeq lists its product as uncharacterized. Lineage: Eukaryota; Fungi; Ascomycota; Eurotiomycetes; Chaetothyriales; Herpotrichiellaceae. Gene Ontology annotation, molecular function: calcium, potassium:sodium antiporter activity; calcium channel activity. Bases 1 to 1101 code for a protein of 366 amino acids. Gene Ontology annotation, cellular component: membrane. The record is from RefSeq and is a predicted model, not a curated record. The transcript has a single exon. Gene Ontology annotation, biological process: calcium ion transmembrane transport; intracellular calcium ion homeostasis.
AUGCCCUCCUCCUCCUCGUCCUCGGCGGAAUCAAUCCUCUUUCCGCUCAGCACGUUCCUUCUCAGCAUCUACACCCUCUCCACCGCCACGGAUGUUUUCAUCGCCAGCACAGCCCACCUAGCCCAUCGCUUGCACGUGAGCGAAACACUCAUCUCCCUGCUCACCGCGGGCGCCGAGUGGGAAGAACUCGCCGUCGUGAUCGCAGCCAUUGCUCAAGGCCGCCCGAAACUCGCCCUGGGGAAUGUGCUGGGCAGUUGCGUGGCCAACAUCCUCGGUGCUUUCUCUUUGGGCGUGUUAGCCCAGAGAGAGACGAUCGUGACGUAUGAUGUCAGUGCGAGGCUUUAUGCCGUCAUCAUGUUCGGGCUCACGACCGGUGUGGCGGUUCUCUGGGGAUUUGGGCGGCUUGAGGGACACGUGUAUGGCGCGGUGCUGGUGGUGGUGUUUGUGCUGUACAUGGUGGGCAUUGGGUGGUCGAUAUAUUGCGGCGUGUUAGCGGCGCCUCAAGGUUCUGAUGCCGAGUCUGACGCUGACGCUGACGCCAGCUCAACCUCGGAAGAAGAGUCUGCCCCCGGAGGAGAUGAGGCUCAGCACGACGUGGCCCAUCCAGACGAGACGACGCCCUUGACAACGUUUCGAUGGAGGAAACCGCCAUCCAUCUUGAGUUACCUGGUCAAGCUGGUUGUGGCCUUCGUCGCGCUCUCGCUCAGUGGCUACGUUCUCUCCCACUCCUCCAAGUCACUUGCGGCGGCAUUCCACCUUUCCGACACCGUCUUUGGCGCGACCCUGUUGGCUCUCGGCACGACCCUCCCAGAGAAGUUCGUGGCUGUGGUCAGCGGAUAUCGAGGCCACCCCGGUAUCAUGGUCGCCAACACGGUGGGCAGCAAUAUUUUCCUGCUGACGCUGUGUCUGGGGAUGACCAUUCUAAGCUCCCAAGGUCUUGCCCAAGGCUCGAGUUAUACCCAGGAAAUUGUCUGGACGUGGACCACCUCGGCCUUUUUGAUGGUGAUGAUUCUCAUUGGCACCCACAGAUUGGUCGGAUUGGCCAUGUUGCUUGCGUAUGUCGGGUUUUUGGUCCUGGAAUUCACGCUGUACAAGCCUUGA